Molecule: messenger RNA, 944 nt
Organism: Saccostrea cuccullata (small rock oyster)
Lineage: Eukaryota; Metazoa; Mollusca; Bivalvia; Ostreida; Ostreidae
Product: ribonuclease P protein subunit p14-like
Exons: 5
Coding region: 57-431 (124 amino acids)
Biological process (GO): tRNA 5'-leader removal
Cellular component (GO): nucleolus; multimeric ribonuclease P complex
Molecular function (GO): ribonuclease P RNA binding; ribonuclease P activity
Source: RefSeq, a predicted model, not a curated record
UAUCGAGGGCAUGUGGUUUCCUGCUUGAGUUUCUGCACGAUGUGAUAGUUUACUUCAUGAUGAAUGCCAAUAAAACGAAGUAUUCGUCUAUAAAGAAGUGCUAUUUUAGAGUUAAAUUAGAAUUUGAACAUAUUGGAGACAAAGACAUUGGACCGACAAUGUUCAACUUCGUUGUCCACCAAGCUGUUAAAAAUUUAUUUGGAGAGAUUGGGGAGAGUUGUGUUGAUGUUAUCAAGUAUGACCCGCUGUUUUCAGAAGCCAUUAUAGUGACCAAUGAAAGUUUUAGAGGACAGCUGCACAGUGCUUUAACGUUAUUUGGAUGCUAUGACAACAAAAGAUGUGCCUUUAGAGUAAUGCAGAUAUCCUCAAGUCUUAUAAAUUUGGCAAGUGACAGCCGGCAGCUGAGUGGUCCAAUGAAAUCCAACAUAUGAUUUCUUAGUCGAGGAGAUAACCCCUGACUCACAGACAUCUGAAGCUACUUAUUUUUCUUUUAAUAAAAAAAUACAUUUACCCAUACCUAAUAAUAAACUUUUAUUAGGUAUGGGUAUAUUUUUUUUAUUAGAAGAAAAAUAAGUAACGUCAGGUGCCCAUGCCCCGACUGUGUUCAAGUACAUGUAUUUAUACAGAUGCACAAUUAUGCCAUUAUGAAAAUUAUACACGUGUUCAAUAUACAUGUCAGUAUUAUAUAAGAUGAGGUCUAUUUGCCUGUUUAAUUGUUUAUCAUGUUGAAAAAGAAGAUGGACAGUUGAAAAUCAGUGAUGUAGAGUAACAAUUCAGAUAGCUAACGUUAAAAAAGAGAUUAUUCUAUUAGUCAUAUAUAUAUAUAUUCAUUGUUGCAUGUAAAAUGUUAAAUGAAGCACAAAGAUCAUGAUACAUGUACAUGCAUAAAAAUACUACAUGUAAAUAAAUUUUACUUAACAUAUAAAUGUUGUUUUAAAAAAAAA